This is a messenger RNA of Lathyrus oleraceus (garden pea), 2772 nucleotides long. RefSeq names its product scarecrow-like protein 14. NCBI's taxonomy places the organism in Eukaryota, Viridiplantae, Streptophyta, Magnoliopsida, Fabales, Fabaceae. The record is from RefSeq and is a predicted model, not a curated record. The transcript has a single exon. The coding region runs from base 252 to 2474 and encodes 740 amino acids.
GAUUCUAUGAUCUGUCACCGUUCUGACCAUGACUCACUGACUCUUUCUUGUUAAUGCUCUUACCACUAAUUCCAUUAGAUAACGGAAUCAUAUUUAGAAUAUCUCACUUUUCUAUUCUACAUCAAUCAUUAUUACUUUUCAUUUUCCUUAACUCUUUUCUUUUUCCAAUCUUCAUUUUUUAUUCUUAUUCCCUCAAAAUCACCCCCAAAUCACUCAACCCUAGGGUUUCUUCAUGAUUGAUUUCUUCAGAUAUGGAUCCUCGUUUCAACUCCAAUCACACCAACAACGGUUUCAAAUUCAACCAAAUUCCCAAUUCAAUCGAUUCAGACGACCACACCUUUGGAUUUAUAGAUGAUCUUUUUCUUCUUCCACCACCUGAUCCAAACAACACUUCAAUUUCCGCCAUAACUGCCGCGGAAGAAGAUUCACCCUUGGAUGAGACUGAUUUCUCUGCUACUGUUCUGCGUUACAUAAACCAAAUGCUCAUGGAAGAAGACAUGGAGAAGAAACCAUGUAUGUUUCAUGAUCCAUUGGCUUUACAAGCUGCUGAGAAGUCGUUCUAUGAAGUCAUUGGUGAGACAUACCCUUCUUCUUAUGCUUCCGAGAGUCCUGAGGAUAGUCUUAACAGUAAUUUCAGUAGCUAUAGCAAUUGUGGUACCACUACUAGUACUAGUGGAAGUAGUUCUGUUGAGUAUGAAUCGUAUUGGAGUAAUUUUGAUGUUUCGGAGUACAAGCCUUCGAUAUUGCGAACCACUUUUCCUUCUGAUUUUGUUUUUCAAGCUAGUUCAAUGAAUGGGACUAGUAGUAGCAAUUUCGGUUUAGUGAAUAAUGGGUUUUUAGUUAGUUCUAAGGAUGGAUUUCCUGAUUCAAAUUUGCUAAGUAAGAGUGAGUCUGUACUGCAAUUUGAGAGGGGUGUGGAGGAAGCUAAUAAGUUUCUUCCUAAAGGGAAUCCAUUGGUUAUUGACCUGGACAAGAACAACCCUUUUAUCCCUUCUUUUAGGAAGGCUCCUCAGGAGGUAGUUGUUAAGACGGAGAGUAAUGAAGGGGAACAUUUUUCUGCUGAGGCGAGGGGGAGGAAAAAUCACGAGCGGGGAGAUGAAACGGAUUUACAAGAUGAGAGAAGCAAUAAGCAGUCAGCUGUUUACAUUGAUGACACUGAGUUAUCAGAGCUAUUUGAUAAGGUGCUGCUGGGCACAGGGUGCGGGAAGGAGGGAGCUCCUACGUGUGAUAGUAAGGAAGUGAAGCCUAAUGGACUAGACAUGAGUUUGCAGCAGAAAGAAGAAGCGAACAAUUUUGGUGGUGGAAAGGGCAGUGGUAAGAAACGAGGUAACAAGAAAGGUCUUGUGGAUCUGAGAACAAUGUUGAUUAUGUGUGCACAAUCUGUUUCUUCUGAUGAUCGUGCCACUGCUAAGGAGUUAUUAAAGCAGAUAAGGCAACACUCUUCUCCACUUGGUGAUGGAUCUCAGAGGAUGGCUCAUUGCUUUGCGAAUGCCCUCGAGGCUCGCUUGUCUGGCACGGGCACUCAGAUUUAUACUGCUUUAUACUCCAAAAGAAACUCUUCCGCUGACAUGGUGAAAGCUUACCAAAUGUUUAUUUCAGCCUGUCCAUUCAAGAAGCUUGCAAUCAUUUUUGCAAACCAUACAAUUUUGAAUCUAGCCAAGGAUGUAGAAACUCUUCACGUUGUAGAUUUUGGCAUCCGUUAUGGCUUCCAGUGGCCUGCCCUUAUUUAUCGUCUAUCAAAACGGCCUGGUGGGCCUCCUAAGCUGCGCUUGACUGGGAUAGAGCUCCCUCAACCUGGCUUCAGGCCUGCAGAGAGAGUUCAGGAGACAGGGCUCCGCCUGGCAAGGUAUUGUGAACGUUUUAAUGUUCCAUUUGAGUUCAAUGCUAUUGCACAAAAAUGGGAAACCAUCAAAGUGGAGGACUUGAAGAUACAGAAAAAUGAACUUCUUGUUGCGAAUUGUAUAUGUCGGUUUAAAAAUCUACUUGAUGAGACAGUUGUGCUGAAUAGUCCUAGGGAUGCUGUUUUAAAAUUAAUUAGGAAUUCAAAACCCAAUAUCUUUAUACAUACUACUGUCAAUGGGAGCUAUAAUGCUCCAUUCUUCGUGACACGGUUCAAGGAGGCUCUUUUCCAUUACUCUACAAUGUUUGAUGUGCUUGACAUCAAUGUUGCUCGUGAAGAUCCAACGAGGUUGAUGUAUGAGAAAGAGUUCUGUGGGAGGGAGGUAAUGAAUACUAUAGCUUGUGAAGGUUCUGAGAGGGUUGAGAGGCCAGAGACUUACAAGCAAUGGCAGGUUCGGAACAUAAGGGCUGGAUUUAGGCAACUGCCUUUGGAUAAACAUCUCAUUAACAAGUUAAGAUGCAAGUUGAAAGAUGUGUACCAUAGUGAUUUCAUGCUUGUUGAAGAUGGAAACUGCAUGCUGCAAGGUUGGAAGGGCCGAAUAGUUUACGCUUCCUCCUGUUGGAUACCUGCAUAGGCCUUGACAAUGAUCUUCUCGGGGAGUUUAGGAAAAACAUUUCUUGAGUAUGAAGCAAGAAUCUGGCAGGCAUAACUUUGACUUCUUAAUAGUUAUAUGGUUGACAUAUUCUAGAACUGACUGACCCCUGCCAAUGGAAUGGUAUAGAGCUGGUCAGUUGUAGUUCCAACAGCAUUUUUAUUUGGUUGAGUGUGUUGUAUUAUAUAAACUAAUGCUAUCUGAAUGUCGUAUUUAGAUGCAUAUUGAACUUUUCCUGUGUUGGGCAGUCACUCAUAAGCAGCAUAAUCAUCCUUGGUGA